AUGCGUCGUGCCGCUACGAGGGCGUUUCGGACGUGUCAAUGCACCGUUCGAGGCCACCGCGGUCUCUCGUACCGAGCUAAUCGACGGGGCUCCUACGUCCACAGCUCGCUGCUGCAGAGUCAGAUCCCUGCCCACUCCCAACAGCCCCUCCGCUUCUCCUUCACCUCGCGAGCGCCCAUCAAGCAUGCCCACACCGUAAGAGAGCCUCUCCAAUCCUCGAUGAAUGCACGAAGGGCCAUCGUCGCCCUGCUGUCCGGUAUUGUCGGCUACGGCGCCUACUACACCUACAACGGCAACUCGACCGACACCGCCGCCGCCCUCACCCGCGGCUUCUCAUCAUCCUCGUCCUCGCCCACCAGCCCCGGCGAUGCCAUCCCCACCCGCUCCGUCCUCGUUAUAGGAGCCGAAGAACUGUCCACCGGCACAUUUGUUGGGGAGGGGCCGAUAAGCAAGACGACGGAUGACGAGGGCCGCGCCAUUGUCGAGAUGCUGACGGCUGACCAGUCGACGCAGAAGCUGAGGAAGAUGGAGGAGUCCUACCUGGUCAACAGAGGGAAGGGCGUCGUCAGGUACGAUCAGGUCCAGCUGCCAAGCAACAACCCGAUCGAGGACGACCACGCCGAGAAAAUCGUCGAGGUGCCCGUAAGGGGAGACUCGGAGUCUGGCAGCGACUGGAUGUUCUGGGGAGUCUUUGACGGUCAUUCCGGUUGGACAACUUCGGCGAAGCUGCGACAGGACCUCAUCCGCUACGUCGCCCGCGAGCUCAAUGAGACAUACAAGGCCGGCGGGAAUUCUCCCACAUCGGAGGCCGUCGAUAUCGCCAUGAAGAAGGGCUUCACACGUCUGGACGACGAGAUUGUCCACCACAGUGUGCAGGAAGUCUUGAAGUCAAACUCUCGCUCUGUCGCCGCCGAGCUGCUCGCGCCAGCGCUAUCUGGGUCAUGUGCUUUGUUGUCGUUCUACGACAGCCAGUCCAACCUCCUACGUGUCGCCUGUACUGGAGACUCUCGGGCCGUUCUGGGGCGUCGCUCCGACAGUGGAAAGUGGACCGCUACUCCGCUGUCGGUCGACCAGACCGGCGGUAACCCAGAUGAGGCCAACCGGUUGCGUAAGCAGCACCCUGGUGAAGAGCAUGUCGUUCGAAAUGGUAGAAUUCUGGGAGGCCUGGAGCCUUCGCGUGCGUUUGGGGAUGCUAGCUACAAGUGGAGCAAGGACAUUGCGGAAAAGCUGCGGCAAUCGUUCUUCGGCCGCUCCCAGUCUCCCCUCCUCAAGACGCCCCCAUAUGUGACAGCGGAGCCAGUGGUCACGACUACCAAAGUCCAGCCCGAGAAGGGCGACUUCCUGGUUCUGGCCACCGACGGCCUGUGGGAGAUGCUUACCAACGAAGAAGUCGUCGGGCUCGUGGGCAAAUGGCUCGAAACUGAGACCAACAAGGCUUCAACUUCACAGUUCGACUCGGUGUGGACUAGGAUCUUCGGCGCGUCGCAGAAGAACGGCCUUCCAGUCGAGCAAGGCACAACUGCAGCCGGUGAUGACGGCCAGAAGACACCGAUCCGUGUGCGACAAUGGGGCAUCUCAAAAGACGACGACAGAUUCGUUGUGAAGGACAGCAACGUCGCUACCCAUCUCAUCCGCAACGCCCUGGGCGGGAAGAACGAGGAGAUGGUCUCGGCGCUCCUGACACUGCCGUCUCCUUAUUCGCGACGAUAUAGAGAUGACCUCACGGUCCAAGUCAUCUUCUUUGGCAACGGCGAGAAGGCGCAGAACCAGAGCGAGGAGGUCGUCAUUAACAAGGAUGCCACCGCACCGCCCAAGCCACUCAAGGCAAAGCUGUGA
Diaporthe citri is the source of this 1836-nucleotide messenger RNA. RefSeq lists its product as uncharacterized. NCBI's taxonomy places the organism in Eukaryota, Fungi, Ascomycota, Sordariomycetes, Diaporthales, Diaporthaceae. The record is from RefSeq and is a predicted model, not a curated record. Gene Ontology annotation, biological process: protein dephosphorylation. Gene Ontology annotation, molecular function: protein serine/threonine phosphatase activity. Bases 1 to 1836 code for a protein of 611 amino acids. The transcript has 3 exons.